AUGGCGCAAAGUGUUCAGACUCACCUCCUCCUUCUCUUAUUGAUUCCCAUCCAACAAUGCUGCGGUUACAUUUUUGAUUUCCAAGAUGUGGUUUACGAUUACCUCGUGACAAAGUGCGAUGUCGAUGAACUGGUGUCAACCUUUGAUGUCGAUGGAGACAGCAAAGACCGAGGAGCCACUGGUGACGUCAAAAAGCUUGCAGAACACCCCCCUGUGGAGUUCGACGUCGGCCCGGUGACGUACGGCACUGCUAAAGUACAAUCGCUUGAGUUGUCUGCUGUCUAUGUCCAGACAUUUCACAACAACCAGUCUGACGUGGAGGCUAAGGCUCACAUAUCAGAGCAAAUAGAACAGGAAGACGAGUACAUGUGGACCGUCACCAGUGGAGCAGACUUAUCAGUUAAGGUCAGCUUCAAAAUAGAAGUUCCACUAGUAUAUAGUUUCAGCUCAGAAUUUUCGACAACACUGAAGACAAGUUCUGGAUCCACCACGGUCGAAACACGUACUACGCGACAAUUAAUUAAACAAGAUGUAAUAAUACCCCCUGAAGCCACCAUUGAAGCCAAGUGGCUUGUCAACAAAGCGCAAGUGGAGAUUCCAUGGGAAGCCAACAUUUCCAUGAAGGGAUACGUUGCAGCGUUGUUCCACUCACCCACUGCCUUAACAUGGAAGUACUUCAAUGUGACCGAGAUUAAACAUGAACAAUUAACGAACGAAGGAGAUUCCGUCAUAUUCCAGGCAAAAGGGCUGUUUAAAGCGAAGGUAGCUCAGAGCUAUCACCUUUCCACCAGCCAGACGGAAUUAGCGCCUUAUGAUGAGAGUAUAGUUAAAUAUGCUUCCUCGUAA
Molecule: messenger RNA, 846 nt
Organism: Ixodes scapularis (black-legged tick)
Lineage: Eukaryota; Metazoa; Arthropoda; Arachnida; Ixodida; Ixodidae
Exons: 5
Coding region: 1-846 (281 amino acids)
Source: RefSeq, a predicted model, not a curated record